This is a messenger RNA of Symphalangus syndactylus (siamang), 2015 nucleotides long. RefSeq lists its product as uncharacterized. The record is from RefSeq and is a predicted model, not a curated record. NCBI's taxonomy places the organism in Eukaryota, Metazoa, Chordata, Mammalia, Primates, Hylobatidae.
AUGCUCACAGGAACAGGAAGCAGAUACAAGGCCGCAGAAAGAAGAAAACCCCUUCUUCACCCUCCAGCUUGUGUGAUCUGGUGUCCCUAUUGCCAGAGUGUAGCAGGAAGCAGGUGUCAAGGCAGAAAUACUGUCUGCAGAGUCCCAGCCCAGCCCCACAAGCUGAGUACAGAAGGAAAUGCAGUUUUUAAAGAAAUUCGAAUGUACUUGAACCCACAAAGGACUGCGAGGCAUAGUAGCACGCGUUCGCCAUCUUGGCCACGCUGGUCGCCAGCUCCUCACGCCGAGUGCUCUGCCCGCCUCAGCCUCCCGAGCUACUGGAACUACAGACGGAGUCUCGCUCACCCAGUGCUCAGUGUUGCCCAGGCUGGAGUGCGGUGGCGUGGUCUGGCCUCGCGGCAGCCUCCGCCCCCCAGCCGCCUGCCUUGGCCUACCAGGGUGCUGGGAUUGCAGCCUCUGCCCGGCCGCUGCCCCAUCUGGGAGGUGGGGAGCGCCUCUGCCCGGCCGCCCCGUCUGGGAAGUGAGGAGCGCCUCUGCCCGGCCACGAACCGUCUGGGAAGUGAGGAGCGCCUCUGCCCGGCCACCCACCGUCUGGGAAGUGAGGAGCGCCUCUGCCCGGCCACCCACCGUCUGGGAAGUGAGGAGCGCCUCUGCCCGGCCACCCACCGUCUGGGAAGUGAGGAACGCCUCUGCCCGGCCACCCACCGUCUGGGAAGUGAGGAGCGCCUCUGCCCGGCCGCCCCGUCUGGGAAGUGAGGAGCGCCUCUGCCCGGCCACCCCGUCUGGGAAGUGAGGAGCGCCUCUGCCCGGCCGCCCCGUCUGGGAGGUGAGGAGCGCCUCUGCCCGGCCACUCAUCGUCUGGGAAGUGAGGAGCGCCUCCGCCCGGCCUCCCAUCGUCUGGGAGGUGAGGAGCGCCUCUGCCCGGCCACCCCAUCUGGGAAGAAGUGAGGAGCGCCUCUGCCCGGGCGCCCCGUCCGGGAAGAAGUGAGGAGCGCCUCUGCCCGGCCGCCCCGUCCGGGAAGAAGUGAGGAGCGCCUCUGCCCGGCCGCCCCGUCCGGGAAGAAGUGAGGAGCGCCUCUGCCCGGCCGCCCCGUCCGGGAAGAAGUGAGGAGCGCCUCUGCCCGGGUGCCCCGUCCGGGAAGAAGUGAGGAGCGCCUCUGCCUGGCCGCCCCGUCCGGGAAGAAGUGAGGAGCGCCUCUGCCCGGCCACCCAUCGUCUGGGAGGUGAGGAGCGCCUCUGCCCGGCCACCCAUCGUCUGGGAGGUGAGUAGCGCCUCUUCCCGGCCACCCAUCGUCUGGGAAGUGAGGAGCGCCUCUGCCCGGCCACCCAUCGUCUGGGAAGUGAGGAGCGCCUCUGCCCGGCCACCUAUCUUCUUGGAAGAAGUGAAGAGCGUCUCUGCCUGGCCGCUCCGUCUGGGAAGUGAGGAGCUCCUCUGCCCGGCCGCCCUGUGUCUGGGUAGAAGUGAGGAGCUCCUCUGCCUGGCCGCUCCGUCUGGGAGGUCUACCACGGAGGCCAGAAGCAAUGUGGGGGCUGGACGUGGUGGCUCACGCCUGUGGUCCCGGCACUCUGGGGGGCGAGGCGGGUUGAUCACUUCGGGCUAGGAGUUCGAGACCAGUCUGGCCAACUUGGCGAAACAUGAAGAAUACAACAGACAAACCAACCAACCAACUCAGUGACAACAAAACAGGUCUACCCUGGAGUCAUACUCUAAUUUUUUCUAUUUUCUUCCCUUUCUGAUCCUUUAUCCCACUUUCUUUUUCUUCCUCCUCCUUCUCCCUCUUCUUUGUCAAAUAGAGGAUUGAGUUAUUAUCACUGAUCCAUAUAAAGUCCCUCUCUCAUUUAUUUUAACUCCCACCCCCCCAUUUCUAUUCCCCGACUUCCCAUGUGCAACCUUCCUAAUAUGUUUGAUACGCAUCUUUUUGUUUGUAUGUAUUUUUAGAAAAUGUUUAUUGUUUUUGUAUGCAAAAAUUAAUAAAAAAACAAAACAAGAAUAAAGCAUUAGUUCUGGGAGCUAA